AUGUGGAGGUUGAAGAUUGCAGAGGGUGAAAACGAGCCCUACUUGUACAGUACCAAUAAUUUCGUGGGUAGGCAGACAUGGGAGUUCAAUCCUAACGUUGGAACCCCUCUAGAGCGACAAGAGGUUGAUCAGGCUCGUCAAAAUUUUUAUAACAAUCGAUUUUAUCGCAAAUCCAGUGCUGAUCUUCUCUGGCGCAUGCAGUUCUUGAAGGAGAAAAAUUUCGAGCAAAAAAUUCCUCAAGUGAAAGUUGAGGAUGGAGAAGAAAUCACAGAGGAAACAGCCAGAACAACUUUGAGGAGAGCCGUUCAUUUCUUCUCAGCCUUGCAAGCAAGCGAUGGUCAUUGGCCUGCCGAAAAUGCUGGCCCAUUGUUUUUUCUCCCACCUCUGGUAAUAUGUCUGUAUAUUACUGGACAUCUUGAUGUUGUUUUUUCUUCUCAACAUCGUAAAGAGAUUCUUCGUUAUAUAUACAAUCAUCAGAAUGAAGAUGGUGGAUGGGGAUUGCACAUAGAAGGGCAUAGCAUCAUGUUCAGUACAGUCUUGAACUACGUAUGCAUGCGGAUUCUUGGAGAAGGAAGAGAUGGUGGAGAAGACAAUGCAUGUAGCAGAGCUCGUAGUUGGAUCCUUGAUCAUGGUAGUGCAACUCAUAUACCAUCUUGGGGAAAGACUUGGCUCUCGGUAAUAUACAUAUAUUAUUCAAACAGCACAUGCGAAGAUGUAUAUUAUCCUCGUCUUUUAUUACAAGACUUGAUUUGGGACACCCUCUACCUUUUUGGCGAGCCUUUUUUUACUAAUUGGCCUCUAAACAAACUAGUGAGAGAGAAAGCUCUCCGAAUUAUCAUGAAACAUAUUCACUAUGAAGACAAAAACAGUCGAUACAUCACCAUCGGCUGUAUUGAAAAGGUUUUAUGCAUGCUCGCUUGUUGGGUUGAGGAUCCACUUGGAGAUUAUUUUAAGAAGCAUCUCGUGAGAAUUUCGGAUUAUUUAUGGGUAGCUGAAGAUGGAAUGAAGAUGCAGACCUUUGGGAGCCAAGCAUGGGAUACUGCUUUCGCUAUUCAAGCUUUGCUUGCAAGUAAUUUGGCACAAGAAAUUCCGGAUGUAAUCAAGAGAGCACAUGAUUUUAUAAAAACAUCUCAGGUGAAAGAAAAUCCUUCAGGCGAUUUUAAGAGUAUGUAUCGUCAUAUUUCUAAAGGAUCAUGGACAUUUUCUGAUCAAGAUCAUGGUUGGCAAGUUUCUGAUUGCACUGCAGAGGGUUUAAAGUGUUGUUUAUAUUUGUCAAUGAUGUCACCGGAGCUCAUUGGUGAGAGAAUGGAAGCUGAGAGAUUGUAUGAUUCUGUGAACAUUCUGCUUUUCUUACAGAGUAAAAAUGGCGGUUUAGCUGUAUGGGAGCCGGCUGGUGCACAAGAAUGGUUGGAACUACUGAAUCCUAUUGAAUUUGCUGCGGACAUCGUGAUUGAGCACGAAUAUGUUGAAUGUACUGUAUCUGCAAUUGACGCACUUGUUUUGUUCAAAGAGUUAUAUCCCAAUCAUAGAAAAAAAGAAAUUGAUAAUUUCAUCAAGAAUGCUGUAAAAUACCUUCAAGACACACAGAUGACUGAUGGCUCAUGGUAUGGAAGUUGGGGAAUUUAUUCGAGGAAGAAUCUUUUUGAAGGAGGGGAUGAUGUGAGCAUUGACAUGGAUCAAGUUGGUGGAAAAGAUAUCUCAAUGUCAAGUGGACCCAUUACAAGGGAGAGAGCUAAAAGAUUACAACAAACGUUCUAA
Messenger RNA from Carica papaya (papaya), 1758 nucleotides. NCBI's taxonomy places the organism in Eukaryota, Viridiplantae, Streptophyta, Magnoliopsida, Brassicales, Caricaceae. The record is from RefSeq and is a predicted model, not a curated record.